This is a messenger RNA of Penicillium angulare, 1101 nucleotides long. RefSeq lists its product as uncharacterized. Lineage: Eukaryota; Fungi; Ascomycota; Eurotiomycetes; Eurotiales; Aspergillaceae. The transcript has 2 exons. The coding region runs from base 1 to 1101 and encodes 366 amino acids. The record is from RefSeq and is a predicted model, not a curated record.
AUGAAGCAAUCUCUUUUCACUACUUUUGUCGCUCUUGCGGCUUCCUCUGCUGGUGUCCGUGCUAGCGAGAGCCUGAUCAGCGUCCCUGCUAACCUGUGCGCUGCUAUCCUCGGCGAGGCAGAGUGCAAACAGAAGACCUCAUCCGAUGAUGGUUUGAUCAGCGUUCCCGUCAACGCCUGUGCUGCCGUCCUCGGAAAGGCCAAGUGUGACCAGGUCUCAGGCUCUUCUUCCUCCGACAGUGGCAGCGAUGAUGGCAGCCUGAUCAGCAUCCCAGUUGGUCUGUGUGCUGGAAUCUUGGGCGAGGCUGAGUGCAAGCAGCAGAGCGUGUCUGGCGGUCUCAUCAGUAUCCCCGUCAACACUUGUGUUGCUGCCCUUGGUAAGGCCAAGUGUGACCAGGCCUCUUCUUCUUCCAGCGGUGACAACAGCAACACCCUCAUCAAUGUUCCCAUCAACAUCUGUCUCGCUGUCCUCGGUGAGGUCGAGUGCGACCAGAGCUCUAGCUCUUCCGGUGGCUUGAUCAACAUCCCCAUUAACCUCUGCCUUGCUGUCCUUGGCGAGGCUGACUGCCAGGACAAGGGUGUCUCCACCUCCACUGAGACCAUCGGUGCCUCAACCACCGCCUCCACCGGUCCCUCCGCCACCACCUCUUGCACCGAGUCCGGCGCCCAGACUACCGGCCCUGCCACUGGCCCUACCACCUCGGUCCCCGUUGUUCCUACCUCGGCCCCUGCUGGCCCCAGCGGCUCUUCACCAGUCGUCUCUGGCUCCCCCGUCCCCACCUCCGGUGCACCAGGUCCAUCAGGCUGGUCUCCCGUUGGAAGCUCUUCUCCCUCAGCUCCCGCUGGCUCUGCCCCUACCUCCACAAUCACAUACACCAAGACUGUUACUUCCUGCCCCGCUGGCUGCACUGGCAAAACCACUCUGAGCCGUGCUACCCCUGCUCCUUCAGCUGGUUGGACCUCCACCCGCUCAUGGAGCGUCCCCAACCCCUCUUCUUCUCCAGUUGCUCCUUCCGCUACUCCUUUCAACGCAGCUGGUCGCGCCACUUUCUCCGGCGUUGCCGUUGUCUUCGGUGCUAUCGCCCUUGCUUUCCAGAUUUAA